Molecule: messenger RNA, 2313 nt
Organism: Phanerochaete carnosa HHB-10118-sp
Lineage: Eukaryota; Fungi; Basidiomycota; Agaricomycetes; Polyporales; Phanerochaetaceae
Exons: 4
Coding region: 1242-2111 (289 amino acids)
Cellular component (GO): membrane
Molecular function (GO): transferase activity, transferring alkyl or aryl (other than methyl) groups
Source: RefSeq, a predicted model, not a curated record
ACAGAAUACAGAGUGCGCACUGAUCAACCGACUUCAGCACACCCGUGAUCGACAGGUCAUUUUUGAGCUCGACAGUGACCUGCUGGUCUGUGAGGGUUUUGAACACUGAAAAGAUGAGCUAUGGUCAAGAUCAGAGGCUGGAAGAGGUCGCCAAUGUCUACACUUGCCAUGGCUAUGGCUCGAGGCCGAGAUGAGCGUCGAGGUCAAGAGCAAACGCACGCAGCGGCAGACGCGCUAACUUAGGUUCUGAUGGGCGCUCUCUUCCCGCGAGGGGCCGUUCGCAACUUGUCCUCGUUCACCACGAAAUCGACACUACGUACUGUCGCAGACUGGCCAAACUCGAACAAUGAGACCAGGAUUUUCUGUACACUAGACCGCACCGACACUCCUUAUCCUCCCUUAGGAUGAAAAAUCUACUCUGGUGUCCUCCGAUGGAGACCAGUGUGGGUUACUGUGUACACGGAAAUUGUGGCGAUGCCCUGAUGAAGGGAAGGCUUCCACAAGUUGCAGAAAGUGAGCGGUAAGUACGUCCGGCCUUACGAGGCAAAGUUUACGUGUGCCUCGAUUCCUGUUCCCAGCCGGCACAGCUCAUAUGUCUCUUGGCGGUGCGUAGAUACGACCACAUAGCGUGAUAGCACUCGAAACCUGUGGGUAUGGGAAGACGCUUUAACGGGAGACUUUGUCAGGGAACGUUAAUGAACACCCGGGGGAAUCUUCGCGCCGUCCCUUGCAUCAGUGAAGGUCCAUUCCUCUAGCAGGCUCUCAAGGGUUAUUAUUGGACCACCAGAACUUCGCCUUCGUAGGAAUGCGGUGUCGUAUGAGAUGCAAGAUGUUCGUUGUUCGGCCCUGUCAUCGGUACUCUCAGGAGCACUCAGCCGGCCUUGAAUACGAACGCAGCGGCCACUUAAACAAGGUUCAUCUCGGCAUGAUCUGCGGCAAUUGACCGACAGCGCAGAUCCCAUUUUCGUACCCAUGUCGAUAUCGACUGGUGUCUGCAGGAUACGAAGCAUGGUGCCUCUGGUGCGCACAGUCCAUAUUUGCUACUGCCGAGCAUGGCUCCAGCUUGAGAACAUUGACGUUCGGCGUUGCAGGAUCCCCGCCACUUCUCCACUUUGCCAAAAUUGUGAACCUGUCGAUGGAAAGUGUACCUCCUGGCGGGCUUGAACGAUCUAUAUGAAGGCAGACGGGUCUGCCUCCUCUCCUCAGACACUUCCCCCCAGCUUCGCAACACCCCUCAGAGCAUGGAACGAGCUCGCACUGCGUUGGCAUCUCUCGCCCAUCAUGCCCAUACAAUUCAUUUGUUCACAAAAUCUGAUAUCAAGACCACUAUCCUACCAGUGACUGUGUUCGCCCUCGUAGCCGCUCCUCUUUGCUCUCUGCAUCGUCUUCCUCACAUCGUCUUCUGGGUCUGGCUACAUAUCCUGCAGUUCGACGUCUCGAAUCAGUGCCUUUCCCCUGAAGAGGAUCGGCUUAACAAAUCCGACCGGCCGGUUGCCGCAGGACGAAUCAGCGUCCAGCACGCUGUCAUCCUCCGAUGGACCCUCCUGCCUAUCUGUCUCCUCAUCUCCUGGUCCUACAGCCCCCAAGUGCUGUACGUGAGUGCCGCUAUGGCCGUGCUCACAAUCAUCUAUAAUGAAUGUCAAGCGCACGCUGCCCACUGGUCGGUCCGCAACCUCCUCAACGCCGUUGGAUAUGCCACAUUCGAGGCCGGGGCAACACUGGUGGCAGGUGCAAGCUGCUCGCGGCUGGAACCAGUUGCCGUUCUCGCGAUCUGUCUUAGCACGGGCAUCAUGGCGAGCACGUACCACGUCCAGGACUUCAAGGACGUUGAUGGUGACCGCCUUAUCGGGCGCCGGACACUGCCCAUCGUUUCCCCACAGCACGCACGCAAGACGGUCAUCACGGGCCUCAUGGCCUGGUCCGUCGCCCUGACGUUGAUUUGGAAACUAGACGCACUCGCGUCUGCCGUACUACUAUUCUUGGGGGCGACGGUGGGCGGUCGGUUCCUUCUAUACCGCAACAUUCGUGCAGACCAGGUGUCGUUCUACCUGUACAACGUUUGGCUCUCAUACACGUUCGCUCUUCCGGCGUAUUGGAGGCUUACUACUUGAAGGCGGAGAGUGCCUUGGGAGACGGUCGAUGACGUGACAAAACUGCUGGCUUGGCAUGGUAUUAAGGCCCCUAUAGAAUACUACCUUUCUGGUGCCAUUGUCGAGCGUAAUUAAGCUGAUGAGCCCUUAUUGAACACAAGAACCGAGCAUCCCGCCCCCCACGGAAUCCGUUCGAUACUUACACAAGGCACGCCCUUUUUCU